AUUGCAAUAAAAUAAGGGUUUUAUGAUGUGUCAAAUGACACCAAUAUCCUUUGUAUAUUCCCCUUCAUUUUCAACUUUCAGGGUCAUUAUCGUCAAAUCAACAUAAUAACCAAAGACCCAAGCUUGUUUGACCGUCUACUUUCCGGCGCCACCCCAUACCAAACGACACCGUUUCACUUCACACUACACAAGACAAAUACUUCAUCUUCCCCAAAGCCUUCUGAGUUCUCUCUCAUAAAGUCAUAAUAAAAGCUAGUUAGUUUUUAAAAACUCAAGUGAAAUGGGGUACAAAAUCAAGAAAUCUUAGUGGGAUUUUCAAGAAACACACCAUUGAAGUGUUCAUCUAAAUAUAAGCUUACUUCUUUCUUUGACUCUUUCUGAAACUCAAUGGCUAUGACCUUCAAGUUUCUUCAUCUUUCAUGCAUGUUAUUUGGCUUCUUCAUGCUCACUAAUGCCGCCAUUGUUGACCAAAACUUCGAAAGGGAGACUUUAAUCUCUUUCAAAAACUCAUUCUUGGACCCCAAUUUGCUCUCCAAAUGGGACCUCACAACCCCACAUUGUCAAUGGGAAGGUGUGUUUUGUCAACACGAACGAGUCACUUCACUCGUUCUCUCAACUCGCUCACUCAAAGGUCCACUUCCCAUUUCUCUUUUCUUUCUUUCCAAUCUUGUACUCCUUGAUCUUUCUUCCAAUCUGUUUUCCGGUGAACUUUCCCACAAAAUAUCCCAACUUUUACACCUUCGUGUUUUAAAAUUGGGUAACAACCAACUCUCUGGUGAGUUACCGAGUUCACUCGGUGGUUUGACUCAGUUACAAACUGUUGAACUUGGAGCAAAUUUUUUCACCGGCGUAAUUCCGAUUUCCAUUAAAAAGUUAUCCAAUUUGGAUUCACUUGAUCUCUCUUCAAACUCGUUGACCGGAAUCAUCCCGCCGGAGAUCGGACGGUUAACAAAACUCCGGUCACUUAGUCUCGGCAACAAUUUAUUAACAGGUUCUUUAACUCCAUCACUUCUCUCAAAUCUUACUAAUUUAGUGUUCUUAGAUGUCGCAAACAACACACUUUCCGGCCCAAUUCCUCGUGAAAUCGGAAACCUUUCGAAUCUCACCGACCUUUUUCUCGGAAUCAACCGUUUCUCCGGCGUACUUCCGACAGAAAUCGGUAACCUUAAAAACCUACAAAACUUUUUCUCACCCUCUUGUUCAAUUCAAGGCCCAUUACCGGACAGUUUUUCAAACCUUAAAUCUUUGUCAAAACUUGAUCUUUCUUCCAACCCAUUAAAGUGUUCGAUCCCAAAAUCAUUUGGUCAAAUGCGAAACUUGACAAUUUUAAACCUAGGUAACUCCGAACUUAACGGUUCUAUUCCCGGUGAGCUUGGAAACUGUCGGAAUCUUAAAACAUUGGUGCUUUCGUUUAACUCGUUAUCUGGGUCUUUACCCGAAGAGAUUUCACAGCUUCCGUUGGUUACGUUUUCGGCUGAAAAUAAUCAGCUUUCGGGUUCUUUACCGUCUUGGGUUGGUAAAUGGGAUAAAAUAAAUUCACUUUUGUUGGCGGGAAAUAAGUUUUCGGGUCGGAUUCCACCGGAGAUUGGGAAUUGUUCAAUGCUUAGUCAGUUGGGCUUGAGUAAUAAUAUGUUUACGGGUUUUGUUCCUAAGGAAGUAUGUAAUGCGGUUUCGAUUACGGAGAUUGAUCUUGAAAGUAAUCUGCUUUCGGGUUCGAUUGGUGAUACGUUUAUGGGUUGUGGGAAUCUUACGCAGUUAGUGUUAUCUGAUAACAAGAUUGUUGGGGGUAUUCCUGAUUAUUUAUUUAAUCUUCCUUUGAUGGCUCUUGAUCUUGAUUCUAAUUUGAUAAGUGGUGUUAUUCCGUUGAGUUUAUGGAAUUCGACGAGUUUGAUGGAGUUUUCGGCUGCGAAUAAUCGGUUAGAGGGUAGUCUUCCUGGAGAAAUUGGGGCUUCUGUUUUGUUACAAAGGUUGGUUUUAAGUAACAACAGGUUGACAGGGGGUAUACCGAAGGAAAUCGGAAGUUUAGGUUCACUUUCGGUUCUUAAUUUGAAUUCGAAUAAUUUUUCUGGUGUGAUUCCCGUUGAAAUUGGGAAAUGUGGUUCUCUUACUACAUUGGAUCUUGGUAACAACAGGUUUAACGGGUCGAUUCCGGUUGAGAUCACUGGUUUAUCUCAGCUGCAAUGCUUGGUGCUUUCGAAUAAUGAUCUUUCGGGUGCGAUUCCUUCUUCGAACGGUUCGAAGUACUUCAGGGAAGUUGGUAUUCCCGAUUCGAGUUUCGUUCAACACCAUGGGUUGUAUGAUCUUUCGCAUAAUCGGUUGACUGGUUCAGUUCCUGAUGAGUUAGGAAACUGCUUGGUUGUGGUGGAUCUUUUGCUUAAUGAUAACAUGCUUUCCGGUGAAUUACCGAAAUCUCUAGCAAAGUUGGCCAAUCUCACGACGUUAGAUCUUUCCAACAAUGUGUUAUCCGGUGGUUUACCUGCUGAAUACGGCCGGUCGAUGAAACUUCAAGGUUUGUAUCUGGAAAAUAAUAAACUGACCGGGAGUAUACCGGCUGAAUUAGGCGAACUCCAUAGUUUGGUUAAGCUUAAUUUGACCGGUAAUCGAUUAUCCGGCGCUGUUCCAUCCGCAUUGGGGAAGUUAACAGGGUUGACUCAUUUGGAUUUGAGCGAUAAUCUGCUCCAGGGCGAACUUCCUUCAACCAUUUCAAACAUGGCGAAUCUUGUCGGGUUGUUUCUACAGCAAAACCAGAUAUCUGGUAACAUAGACGGGCUAUUUGUUCGUUUAACCGAGUGGCGGAUUGAAAUCUUGAAUUUGAGUAAUAAUAUGUUUUCUGGCUUCUUGUCUCAAGCAUUAGGCAAUAUGUCGUAUUUGACAUCUUUGGAUCUUCAUGGAAACUCAUUCACCGGUGAAAUUCCAUGGGGGAUCGGAAACCUGAUGCAGCUCGAGUAUUUGGAUUUCUCGAAUAAUAAGUUAUCAGGUCGAAUUCCCGACAGUCUCUGCAGUGUUUCGAAUAUUAAUCACAUGGAUUUGGCCAGAAACAGAUUAGAAGGCCCGGUUCCAAAGAACGGAAUUUGCGGGAAUACGUCGAGAGUUUCACUCUCCGGGAACAAAGCGUUAUGUGGUGGGAUUCUCAGUUUGCAAUGUCCGGGAGCUAGUUUUCGCAAAGGGUCAAAGUUAUUUAACGUAUGGUCGUUGGGUUCAAUCGCCAUUGGGACUUUGUUAAUUGCAGGGUUUAUAACAAUUGUGGCGAUUAAACGAAUUCACAGAAUCAAGAAAAAAUCUGAUUGUGAAUAUCCCGGUGUGAAUAACAGCAGUUCGGUUGAUCAUAAUCUGUAUCUUUUGAAUAGCAGCAGGUCGAAAGAAUCGUUGAGUAUCAAUGUAGCGAUGUUUGAACAACCGCUCGUCAAGUUAACUCUUGCCGACAUUCUAGAAGCCACAAAUAACUUCUGUAAAUCGAAGAUUGUCGGUGAUGGUGGAUUUGGUACAGUCUACAAAGCUCAAUUACCAAACGGAAAGAUCGUAGCAGUCAAGAAACUUAACCAGUCGAAAUCACAGGGUCAACGAGAGUUUUUGGCCGAAAUGGAAACUUUAGGGAAAGUUAAGCAUCGAAAUCUUGUGUCAUUGCUCGGUUACUGUUCGUUUGGUGAAGAGAAACUGCUCGUAUAUGACUACAUGGCUAACGGUAGUCUGGAUCACUGGCUACGAAACCGAACCGGAGAGAUGGAAAUCUUGACGUGGGCCAAACGUUUCAAUAUUGCAGUGGGUUCGGCUCGUGGGUUAGCGUUUUUGCACCACGGGUUUAUCCCGCAUAUCAUUCAUAGAGACGUUAAAGCGAGCAACAUUUUACUCGAUGAAGAUUUCGUCCCAAAAGUUGCUGAUUUUGGGCUAGCAAGGUUGAUAAGUGCAUGUGAGACUCACGUGAGUACCGAUCUCGCUGGAACAUUUGGUUACAUUCCGCCGGAGUAUGGGCAGAGCUGGCGGGCGACAACCAAGGGUGACGUUUAUAGCUUCGGGGUGAUUCUUCUUGAACUGUUGACCGGAAAGGAGCCAACGGGGCUAGAGUUUAAAGAUGUUGAAGGUGGGAAUUUGGUGGGGUGGGUUUGCUAUAAGAUCAAGAAAGGUCAGGCCGUUGAUGUGCUUGAUCCAACGGUUGUGAAUGGUGAUUCGAAGCCUGUAAUGCUUCAGACGCUUCAGGUUGCUGCCAGUUGUGUGUCUGAAAAUCCGGGUAAUCGGCCUACCAUGCUUCAUGUGCUUAAGUUCUUGAAAGGAAUCAAACAUAAUUGUUUGUAGAGUUGUUUCUAUAAAGCAUGGGUGAGGAAAUCAAGCAAUGUUUGUAAGCACUAUGUAUGUUUCUAUUCAGUGGAAGAAAAGUUUUAUUUAUGAGUUAA
Molecule: messenger RNA, 4388 nt
Organism: Helianthus annuus (common sunflower)
Lineage: Eukaryota; Viridiplantae; Streptophyta; Magnoliopsida; Asterales; Asteraceae
Product: leucine-rich repeat receptor protein kinase EMS1
Exons: 1
Coding region: 388-4290 (1300 amino acids)
Biological process (GO): protein phosphorylation
Cellular component (GO): plasma membrane
Molecular function (GO): ATP binding; protein kinase activity; protein binding
Source: RefSeq, a predicted model, not a curated record